UUAACCAAUCAAAAGCGUUGUAUGCCUUUCAGUUUCGCUGGUAAAACCGCUGGUCCGUAUAAAGUCUCGCUUGGGUGACGUGGCUGGUACCAUCGGCUGUGUUUUGUUCACAUUAAUCCACUGACAGAGCUGAACGGGUGAGUCACCAUCAUUAAAUAACUUCAUCGUAUUACAAUUGUAAACUCGUCACCGUAAACAAGAACUAGACUCGGUAAAAACAAACAAAUGCAAGUGUCGGAGUGUAAAGAAAAUUGAUUUUGAUAGAGAGAGUUAAAGGACGUCUUAAACUCCGUGUGGAUUACUGAAGAUCAACUGGGUAUCGUUUUAAUGGUGAAGUUACAGGGCAUUGGUUAUUCUUAAAGAAAUUUCGUCAUUAAGUAAAAAAGACAACAUGGAAAUCGACGACGAAAGUUUUGUUGUUGGAAAAACGGUGAUUCUUGUUCUUAUUUUACUUGUUAGCAUCACUGGAAAUUUCCUUGUCUGCUAUUGCGGUGUUCACUCACAAAGAAUGUCCGCCAUGAACCAUAUUAUCGUCAAUUUAGCGGUCAGUGAGAUUGUCAUUGCUGUCGUCGCCAUUCCCAUUAAAAUCGAGCGUGGACUUGACGGGGACCUGGUUUCUGGGAGUCCAUUUUGCAAGCUUUUCGAGUACGUUCAGUCCGUAGCCUUGGGUGCGGCUGUGAUGUCGUUACUAAUGUUAAGCGUGGACCGAUACUGUUCGGUAUUUCAUCCUCUAUCAAAGAUCACCCGACGACAAGCUAAGCACAUGAUUGUCUUUUCAUGGUGUUACCCGCUGCUUUUUUCAAGUCCCGUUCUUUACUAUGUCCUCGGCGCCACUCAUCAACCUGCAGCGCUUUUACUACAAUGCGAACAAGACUUCAAUCAAGACUUUACCCAGCUUGAUAAAAUGUACUCUUUAAUUCAAUUAUGGUUGAAUACUAUACUCCCUGUACUGGCUGUCACAAUAGCCUACGUUAUCAUCACGUCGCGAUUGCUUCGUACUGGAAAGCCACAUCCGGUUAGAGUGGCGAAGGUCGGAGUUUCUCCCAAAAAAACACCAGGUUAUCCAGGGCCAAUACAUCGUAGUUACACUACAGCAAUGGACUCUAAUAUCGUACCCGUAGCUAAACGGCGAGCGGUAGUCAUGAAUCUCAUUGUCAUGUCAACAUAUCUUUUCUGCUGGACACCACUGGUGUCUCUUUAUAUCACGCGAACUUUUUACGACUUUCGAUUCGACGUCACUUUACAGACAUUGCACGAUUUGUCGUCGUUUCUGGCAUUGGCGAAACUUUGCAUAAACCCAGCUAUUUAUAGUUUCUUUGACAGCGCAAUCCGCGAUCAACUUUGUCGAUGUCGAAAGAGGAAUGUCGAACAAGUAGCGCACGCCUCUGAGAGGUGCACUCGGGGGAAACUGAGCGAGUUGAACGUCAGCAAGAUUGGACUUUAUCAAAUGUCGGUUGACUCAUCUACGGAGAUCAAAGAACCAUUACUUUGCUCUGGAGGGCUAGAUCAGCGUUUAUACAAAACACCCAGCUUUAACACGGAUAAACUUGUUGAGAUGAUCGCCAACACUCGUCGAUAUCGCAGCAUGGGCAUGUUUACGUCUAGAAGUUCGAAUAUUUGAACUUUAAUUCCCAGUGUAUCUAGACCCUAAAAAAAAAUACAUCUUAUGCUAAAGUUAACAAAUAGUAUAUUCAAUAAACUGCUACAUCUUUAUAGAACAACAGCGCCAUUAGCCCAUUCCGAAUUCUUCCAUCACCUCAUACUUUCAAUAAAAAAAGGAGAAAGCUGUCGCCGUAAAGUUAAAAACUGGAAUUAUUGGAAGGUUAUUUAAUGGCGACAUUAAAGCAAAACUAAUGACAAAACAAUAACUGCGAAAACACAGUGUAUAUAAAGAAGCCGAAGACUAUGCAGUUACUCGUGACCUGUCUGAGUACCUAAAAUAGAACCGACUGUU
This is a messenger RNA of Nematostella vectensis (starlet sea anemone), 1954 nucleotides long. RefSeq names its product neuropeptide S receptor. Gene Ontology annotation, biological process: G protein-coupled receptor signaling pathway. The record is from RefSeq and is a predicted model, not a curated record. Lineage: Eukaryota; Metazoa; Cnidaria; Anthozoa; Actiniaria; Edwardsiidae. Gene Ontology annotation, molecular function: peptide binding; G protein-coupled receptor activity. Gene Ontology annotation, cellular component: membrane. The transcript has a single exon. The coding region runs from base 392 to 1621 and encodes 409 amino acids.